AUGUCCAUCCAUACUCCAAGAAAGAAGGCCAGGAUCCGUCUGGAUGACGACGUAUCCUCCGCAAAAACUCGCCCAGUGAACUCCCUACAAAAACAACGCGAGCAACUUCCAAUAGCACGAGGACGGGAAGCUCUCAUCCGCGAAAUACAGGAAAAUGACACAACGAUUUUACUAGGAGAGACAGGGUCAGGGAAAACCACUCAAGUCCCUCAAUACAUCCUCGAAUCGGGCAUCGCAGGCAAGGGCAUGAUCGCUGUCACCCAACCGCGUCGAGUAGCAGCAACGUCUCUCGCCGCUCGCGUAGCCGAAGAGAAAAAUGUCUCUGUCGGUGGACUUGUUGGAUAUUCCGUGAGGUUCGACGAGGCUUCUAGCUCCGACACCCGCAUAAAAUAUGUCAGUGAUGGCAUGCUCGUGCGGGAGCUACUGUCGGAUCAGUUGCUGUCGAAAUACAGCGUUAUAGUCGUAGACGAAGCGCACGAACGAACCCUUCGGACGGAUUUCCUCAUAGCAAACCUGAAAACGAUACAGACCGCUAGAAAUAAGGUGGGCGAUGUCAGUAGGAAGGGAAAGGGUCCUGCGUCAGCCCUUAACCCGUUAAAGCUCAUUAUUAUGAGUGCAACGCUGGAUGCCGAAAAGUUCAGCAAGUUCUAUAACAAUGCUCGAAUACUCUAUGUCAAGGGUCGACAACACCCUGUCCAGAUAUUCCACACAUCUGUCAGCCAGACGGAUUAUGUUGAUGCUGCUCUACGGACGUUCUUCCAAAUCCAUACUGAUAGACCUCCAGGAGAUGUCCUUAUAUUUCUUCCAGGCCAAGAGGAUAUCGAAAGUUUAGACAAAUCGAUAAAAAUGUAUGCUCGUAGACUUCCUGAGGAGCGUAUGACUGUUCUAACAUGCCCAAUGUAUGCUGCCUUGCCGCCUGCGCAGCAGUCUAGAAUAUUUUCGUCCGCCCCUACAAACGCUCGGAAAUGUAUUCUUGCUACUAACAUCGCCGAGACGUCCAUCACGAUACCUGGAAUAAAAUACGUAAUCGAUACCGGCAAGUGUAAGGAAAAAAGAUAUUUGUCAAAGGAUACAGGUGGAGGUUUUGAUACCCUGUUAACUCGAGAUAUCACAAAGUCGUCUGCUAUGCAGCGGGCUGGUCGCGCCGGUCGCGAAGGUCCAGGGUUUUGUUUCCGCCUGUACACAGAAGACGCAUUCAAUUCUAUGGCACUUUCCGCAGAGCCCGAGAUUCGCCGAUGUAGCUUAACCCAGAGCGUCUUGCAAUUGAAAUGCCUCGGUCAAGACUUUGAAGCGGUCGAUUUCAUGGAUCCUCCCGAGAUUGGGUCAGUCAUUUCCGCACUCAAAACUCUUUGGCUUCUUGGUGCGCUAGACAACUCCAAGACUCUAACCACAUUGGGACGUCAAAUGGCAUCCUUCCCUGUGGAGCCGUACUUCGCGCGUAUCAUCCUCGCAUCCAAAACCCACGGCUGCACCUCCGAGGUAAUAGACAUCGUGUCCCUUCUCUCAUCCUCUUCUGCUCUUUUCCUCGAUAUCUCCGACCAGCGCGAUACUAUUUCAGAAGUUCGGGGCAAGUUUCGUCAUGCGAGUGGGGAUCACAUGACGAUGCUCAAUGCCCUCCGAUCAUACCAAGAGGUCGCCGCAUCUGAUAGCAAGGGUGCAAGAAAAGAAUGGUGUCGCCAGCACUUUGUGAAUGAAAGAACGUUUGUGGAGGCGACAAAGAUUCGAGAUCAGCUGAGACAGACAUGCCAACGAGUUGGCAUUGACUGGCAUGCUUCUACGGCAGAUAACGAGGAACCAGUGCUAAGAUGUUUUGUCACUGGCCUCGUUCAGCAGUCGGCAUUUUUACAGCCGGAUGGAACGUACAAGCAAACGAUGGGUCAUUCUGUCAUUAAAAUUCAUCCGGGUUCCACGCUCUGCGACAAAAAACUACCCGCUAUCAUCUACGAUGAGCUUGUCUACACAAGCCAGAUUUAUGCGAGGGGUGUGUCCUCUGUUCCAAAGAGCUUCUUUAGUAACGUCACACCAGUAGCGAGGGAAGCAUAG
Molecule: messenger RNA, 2043 nt
Organism: Suillus discolor
Lineage: Eukaryota; Fungi; Basidiomycota; Agaricomycetes; Boletales; Suillaceae
Product: P-loop containing nucleoside triphosphate hydrolase protein
Exons: 11
Coding region: 1-2043 (680 amino acids)
Cellular component (GO): intracellular anatomical structure; catalytic step 2 spliceosome
Molecular function (GO): ATP binding; RNA binding
Source: RefSeq, a predicted model, not a curated record